This is a messenger RNA of Pestalotiopsis fici W106-1, 1173 nucleotides long. RefSeq lists its product as uncharacterized. Bases 1 to 1173 code for a protein of 390 amino acids. The transcript is spliced from 2 exons. The record is from RefSeq and is a predicted model, not a curated record. Lineage: Eukaryota; Fungi; Ascomycota; Sordariomycetes; Amphisphaeriales; Sporocadaceae.
AUGCCGAUUGGAGAUUUGCUUGCUGAGAUCAGCGGCGAAAAGCCAGCUGCUGUUCCUGUCUCUGCUGUGAAAACUGCAACAGUGCUGAAGCGCAAAGCCGAUGGCGAUACUACUAGUAAUGGUUUGCCGAACAAGAUAGUCAAGCAGUCGCAUGCAACUUCACGAGAUUCGCUUUCAAGGAAGCCUUCACCUCCGCCUGCCCGCUCGAGUACUGUAGCUAAGCCGGCCGCGACAAAUGGCCAGCGCACCAGUACCACAACAUCCACCAUCGCAUCUCGCGACAAGCCAUAUACGGGCACUGCUACCCUUGCUCGCGCAAAUCGAAAGCCGGAGGCAAUCAAUACCUUGCCGGCGAGGAAAGAUGGGGCUGCCGGCCCUGCCCGGCCUCAAGGAAGUGCCACCACCCUCAGCGCUCCAAGGGUUGCAUCGGCAAAGCCGUCGCCCACAACGCCAACCAGUGCAGGCCCCAGCAAGGUACCAAAGAAGGGUUCAUUUGCUGAAAUCAUGGCACGCGGCGCGAAGGCCCAGCAGAUAGCACCUAAAGCUGGGCUUAUUCAGCACAAAGCGAUUGGCCAAACGGUUACGAGUAAGAAGGAUUCAAAAUGGAAGCUUGGAAAGAGUAAUGCGGAAGCAAAGCCGAAUGUUCUCCCGUCACGAGAAAAGUCGGUCCAGAAUGUUCGGAAUGGUAGCAGCAAGGAUUCCCGGCCGACCACCAAGGGUAGUGGAAGGCCCAGUCCCGCUGGAGAUGAUUUGGCAGACAAAAAGAUCAAGAAGGCAGCAACAGCUACAACAGGCUAUACCGGAACAGCACGACCGGCACCCAAGAAAGCAUCGGAUUCCAAGAGUGGCAAGCCUGCAUCCUCUCGUCCUCGUACAGGCGGUGGUCUACUAGCCAUGCCCCGUACUGGACGCCGUGAACGAUAUGAGGAAGAAGAUUCAGAUAUGGACGACUUCAUUGACGAUGACGAGGGCGAGGAUGACGAGAUUCCUCGUGGCUACAGAUACGCCGAUGACUAUGACUCGGACAGCGACAUGGAAGCUGGUGCCGAUGACAUUUAUGCAGAGGAGCAGAGAGCGUUACGCCAGGCUCGCGAGGAUGAUGCCAAGGAAGAGGCACUGCUGGAGAAGCUGAGGCGAGAGAAGGAGGCUAGAAAGAAGCGUUCUGGGUAUUGA